This is a messenger RNA of Ophidiomyces ophidiicola, 1434 nucleotides long. RefSeq lists its product as uncharacterized. Gene Ontology annotation, biological process: aromatic amino acid biosynthetic process. Lineage: Eukaryota; Fungi; Ascomycota; Eurotiomycetes; Onygenales; Onygenaceae. Gene Ontology annotation, molecular function: 3-deoxy-7-phosphoheptulonate synthase activity. The coding region runs from base 1 to 1434 and encodes 477 amino acids. The transcript is spliced from 5 exons. The record is from RefSeq and is a predicted model, not a curated record.
AUGGAGGACUGGACUCCAUCAUCCUGGGCCUCAAAGCCUAUCAAGCAAGAAGUCGUCUAUGAAGACAAGGAGAGUUUUCAAGAUGCUCUCCAGAAGUUGCAAAAGCUCCCGCCGUUAGUGACUCCGUACGAGGUUCAUAACUUGAAGAACAGUCUCAAAAAUGUGGCUCUUGGAAAAGCUUUUGUUCUUCAAGGUGGUGACUGUGCGGAGCUUUUUGAUUAUUGCAAUCAGGACAUGAUCGAGGCAAAGAUAAAACUUAUCCUCCAAAUGAGUUUGAUUUUGAUUUGGGGUGCCAACAAGCCCGUGAUCCGCGUCGCUCGCAUCGCAGGUCAAUUUGCAAAGCCACGAUCCAACCCCUGUGAAACCAUCAAUGGCGUGACUAUGCCGUCUUUUCGUGGGGACAAUGUGAACGGCUUUGAGGCUACUCCUGAGUCUCGGAAGCCUGACCCAUCAAGAUUGGUGUCAGCAUAUUUCCACUCUGCAGCUACUCUAAACUAUGCCCGUGCAGCUCUCUCUUCUGGAUUUGCAGAUCUUCAUUCUCCCCUGGACUGGGGUCUUGGACACGUUGCGACGCCAUCCAUCAAAGAGGACUACGAACGGAUCGUUUCCCGCGUCACAGAUUCUCUACGUUUUAUGCAAACCGUUGGUCUCGACACUGAUAGAGGGAUUGAGACCAUUGAUUUCUAUGUCAGCCAUGAAGGCCUGAUGCUUGAAUAUGAACAGAGCUUGACCCGGCUCUUAAAACAGCCUACAAAAGCAGUCAUCGCCCCUGAACAAGAAACUGCACGACGUGUGAGCACUCAAAUCAAACCGUCACCAAGUGAAUACUACGCAACAUCUGCGCAUUUUCUCUGGAUCGGUGAUCGAACCCGCCAGCUGGACGGAGCCCACGUCGAAUUCUUCCGAGGCAUAUCAAACCCCAUUGGAAUCAAAAUCGGCCCAACUAUGAAGCCAGGCGAGCUAGUCGACCUUCUCAAUGUUGUCAAUCCAUCUAAAGAAAUUGGCAAAGUCACAUUGAUCUCAAGGUACGGCGCGUCCAAAAUAUCCGAAUAUCUCCCCGCCCAUAUCAAGGCUGUGCGAGCCUCAGGACACUUGCCUGUCUGGCAAUGCGACCCAAUGCAUGGAAACACUCGUGCUACGCCCUCAGGCGUGAAAACUCGCCAUUUCACUGAUAUCCUCUCUGAAUUAAAACAAGCACUGGAAAUCCACCGCUCCCACGGAUCCUACCUAGGCGGCAUGCAUCUUGAGUUAACGGGUGAGGCGGUUACAGAAUGUGUUGGUGGAGCAGCCGGCCUUACGGAAGAUGGCCUCAGUGAACGGUAUGAGACAUUCUGUGACCCAAGAUUGAACGAAAAACAAGCCUUGGAGUUGGCAUUUUUGGUUGCUGGAUUUUAUCGAGAAGAGCUGGACGAACCGGUCACAAAUGCCAUUUGA